AUGAACCAUGGCUCCCACUUCCUUUAUGCCCUAGAGAGGAGAUGGGGGACCAAGAAGUACAUCACCUGCCUUCUGGCGGGUGAUGGCACCCCCCACAUAGAUCCAGACUACAAGGUGGUAGCAAAGGCCAUCUCGCUGCACCUGUGGUCUGUGCUGAAGGACGUGAUCCAUCCCGACCAGACGUACACGGUACCCAAACAUUCCAUCUUCAACAACCUGUACCUGGCUCAGGACCUCCUGAAGCUACUGCACCAGGAGGGCCUAUCCUUCAUCCACCUAUCCCUGGACCAGAAGAAGACAUUUGGCACAGUGGAUCACAGGUCAGGAUCCCUGUUGGGGACAGCUUUUGGCAGUGGGGCCAGUGAUGGUAUCAGAGUGAGCACAGGACAGGAUGAUUGGAAGCCCAACAUUGCUUUUGUUGUGGAGAACAAAAUUGAGGAUGAAAUCCAUACAAAGGCACUGUCUCUUGCUGUGCAGGUACCACAGCGGAAGCUCUUCAGUGUGGUGUCAUGGGAAGGAAUUUUUGAACAGAUCCUGGAAGCUGGAAAUCAAAAGGGAAAAAAGACCAAAGAUGUGCCUGUGUAUUAUGAGGUGAUUGAAGUAGCCAAAGCCAUUCUGGAUAGCGGAGAACAGCUUCCUGUAACAUUGCUUGGAAAACUAUUGAAAUUUCAACUACUUUUCAUCAAACAGAAGGAUCUUCAAAGAAGAGCUGCUGAAAAGGCGGCAGAAGAGCAAGAAAAAGAGAAGGAAAAGGAUAAAGGGAAAGUUAAACCUCCAGGCAAGAAGGACAAGUCUCCCAGUGCCAAGUCUGCUGGAAAAGGAGGAAAGGGAAAAAAACUUGAAACAGCACCAGCAUCAACAAGCAUUAUUAAAAAGGACACAAAGUUAAGACAGCGGGGAGAAGAUGAGGAGGAUGAAAAAUACAUUGAUGAUGAACCAGAUGAUGGUGCCCAAUUUUACUUCAUAAUUUUGGGUUUCUGCUAUCCUCAGCUAUUACCUGUGUUAACUGAGCUUGGGGUCAAUAUUUCAAGUGUAAUUAAGAUUUCUUCAGAGAAUUAUGGAUCAUUGCAAACAUACUUGGAAGCAGCAACACUGCAAGAAGAACCAUUACUUCCACCUGAAGUUAUAGAAGCUGAAAAAAAGAAGAAGGAUAAAGCUACCAAGGAUCUGGAAACAUUCUGGAAAUACUUGGAGCCAGUUCUUAACAGUGGGAAGAAUGGAUCAAAUCUCUUCAACAUUGCCAGACUUCAUCACCUUGUUAAGGAAAACACCUAUCCCCUAGUCUGGACAGACAGUGAGAUGAUGCUUGAGUUUGGAACUGCACUUUUUGAAAGCAUUGCAUGUUUAAUGUACGACUGCCUGGAUUGGAGAAGACAACAUAAACAUUACCUGGAUAAUGCCAAAUUUAUUAAUGUUCCUGUAGUAGUAAAGAGCAGAUUGGCACAAUCACUGAUGACAGAGGUACAUCCAGCUUUACAGACUGCCCCUCCAAAGAAGAAAGGCCAAACAGAAGAAAUGCUACUAAUUUCACCACAAGUGGAAGAAGAAUGCUUUCUGACUACGUACGUGGACAUGAGGUAUUAUAAUGACUUGCUGAAUCAGAUUCCUGAAGAGUUCAUUUCUGUUCCUUUAAUAUUGAACUUCAUGUUGGAACAAAUUGUUGCAACUGAAAAAGACAUUACACCACCAAAUUUGGUAGUCCCAGAGCCCCGAGAAGAUGGCACGGAUCGUAGCAUUGCAGAUCACAUAGUGUCUAUCCUUCCUUCACUUGUGCUUUCUGAGAGUGGAAAAAAGAAUCUCUACAGCUUGUUUCUUGCUAAAGACAAUGAAGAAAUGAAAAUCCUCCCCCAAUGGCCUCUUCUACUAAAUUACCAUGAUGUUAUGUCACAGAGGCUGCACCUCUUAAAGGUCCAAGAGGACUUAAACCCAGAAAAGAUUGAACAGAAAAUGAUGGACAAGCUUCCACUUGUGGAACUUCUUCAUUUCCCCCUUCCUUCACCUGGGAACAACACUAAACGCUUGGCCAGAGUCCAUGAGCUCAUGCAUUAUUGUACCAAUGAACUCUUGAGUUGGGCUGAAGUAGAAAGAGCCUUCAAAAUGUUUACUUUUGAAAGCCUGAGGCUGACUGAGCUUGAUGACUCUGGUCUACUGGAGAGUUCAGGGUCGAUGCUUGGUGGUGAUUAUGAAGUAUCUUAUAUCCCAUGGGAUAAUCCAGCCAGGUUUGCAAAACAGCUGAGACAACUACACACCAUGGAAGAUGCUCCUGAUGAGAAAAUUCCUGAAGGCUCAGUGCAUUUAGAAAAGAAUGACAGAGGUGGAGGAGAUGAUCUGGUUGAUCCUCUUUUAAAGGAAGUGAAUCCAGAAAAGAAAGGCCUAAGGAUAGAAUUAGUGGAUAUACAACAGAUUCAGCAGCGGUGUUUGACAGAUUGGACUUUUGCCGAACAUCUUCAGCCACAUGUUCUUCUCCAGGUCCUUCACAAAGCAACACAGCAGUAUAGGUGCAUUGAUUCCUAUCACCACACCCAAGAUAACUCUCUGCUUAUAGUCCUUCACAAUCCCCAGAAUAAACAUCAUCAGUGCUGGGAAUCCUGGAAUAUUGCACUGCACUCAGAUGUUGGAUUCAGAAACUACCUGGAGCUAAUUGCCAGUUCAAUUGAAGACUGGGUGAUGAAGGAAGAAGCCAAAUACCAGCAAGAAAAAAUGACUAAGGAACUAAAAGCCUUAACAUUUGCUGAAGUAACAGCAGAAAGACCUUCUGAAACUAAAUCGUCUACCUCUGCUGUCAGAAAAACUGGUUCUCCCAAGAAAAUCAAAAGCAAUGCUUUAAGACCUGAAAGUAAAGGAGAGACCGCUCCAGAACUUCAACCUGAGAAAGAAAAAAAUUAUUUUAUCAGAGAAGGUUCUCUCAAGGCUUGGAAGGAAGAACAUGAUCGACUAUUAGAAGAAGAACAAUUAAAGGAAGAGAAAAAAGCUGAAAAAGAAAAAUCAGUUGGUAAAAAGAAAGGACAGAACAAAGAAGUAUCAGUCACUGAAGAAAGCAAGAGCUCAGAGAAGAAAGUUUCCAAGGAGAAAUCUAAAGAUGAGCCAGCAAAACCACCUGAACUUGAAGAGCACAAUAUCCUAGCACCACCCUCUGAGAAAGGUUAUCAGUUUCAUGGUUACAACAUGGGGGAGGAUCUCAUCCAAGUCUCUGGAAACACUCGAUACCUUUACCCUGCAGAUGGAGGACAGAUUCAAGUAGAGAAGAUAGAGUUUAUAAAAGGGCGAACUUUGGUCAAGAUGAAGGUGGCAAAGGACAGCCACAGCUUCUUCAUUCAUAUCACAGACCCCAAGAAAACCCAGAUAGAAAGGGAAGCACAGGAAAUGAGUAAUCCUUUGGGAGGACAGCAAAAUGAGCCAGGAAAAUCAGUAAAUGAAAAGAAAACCGUGAGCAGGUUUGGAUCUUUUUCAGCCACCUUGGAAAAUGGAAUCCAGCUGUCCUUGAGCUACUAUGGACCUACAGGAAAGGCAGCAGAUGACACAGACCCUGACUUGGCAACAAUUUUGAAUAUCCCUUCUGUACAUAUUCCGACUGUUGCUCCCACUCUUGCUCCUGUUGCUGCUUCAACUUCUUCAGGAAAAAGCAACAAAUCACUCAAGCAAAAAUCAGCAAAAUCCAUGCCAUCUGCCAAAGUGAGCCAUGUCAAAGCAGUCUCUCCAUCACCAGAAGAUCUUUCAAAGCGGGAAGAAAAAAUGAUAAGGGAAUAUUCACCAGUGGAAACAGAAGAACCAGCUUCCCACACGCAAGCAACACCAGAUAUCCCUACUUUUCAGAGUCUGAAUGUCUCGUGCCCCAAUGGGCUUGUCUUGACCUUCCUCAGUCAGAAUUCCAGAGAUAUGAAAGAUGAAGCCAAGGCAAGUAGUGAACCAAAAGCAGCUGAAGCCAAGGAAGGAAAACUGAAGGAAAAUGAAGCCAAGGAAUGUGUGGCCAAAGCAGAAGAGGCCAAGCAACCUACUCCGGAACUCCUGAUUAGACAGAGUUAUCCCCUACGUAUGAAGUAUUCCCAUCAGUACAAAUCAAUGAAAAAAACAAUAGAACAGGAGGUGUCUAGGGUCAUCACCAGCCAAGGCACUGUCAUAAAGUACAUGUUGGAUGGAUCUACCCAGAUUCUUUUUGCUGAUGGCACAGUGAUCAAAAGUCCCGAUUCUGGCCCUGUUCUACCACCACAGUCCAGCACAGCACCAUCCACUAUACCCGAGAAUAACCUGCAAGUCCAGACACACUCCAAAUUGGAACAUCCUCCAGAGAUCAGCACCAAGAAAGGAAGGAAUAGCCACAAGGGAAGCAUAGCACAACCAACCAAAAAUGAAUUGCCUGAGGGUCCCUGGCAGAUUGCACAGCAAGAGAAUGAGUCAGGAACCUGGAUAACAACUACUCCAUUGGGCUUUCAAGUGGCCACUAAGGGAGUAAAGAGAUUGGAUCUGAAACCAUUAUUAACCUAUGAGGCAACUGACCCAGUUAAUGAAACGGUUCUGGUAAUACGAGAAGACAAGGUGAUAAUGGUUCAGAAAACUGAUGGGACUAUGAUUGUGGAUCAUGCUGAUGGUACUAGAAUCACUACAUUUUAUCAAGAUUUUGAGAAACAUCUCAUACCUGAGGAUUAUGAAGAAACAGCUGAAUCCACAGAAACCAUCAUACGGAAAGUAAAAUGCAUGCGAGUGGAGAAUCCUGACUUUGCCACUGUGAUAACAAACUGUGAAGACAGCACUUGUUGUACUAUCUUUGGAGAUGGGACAUCUAUUAUAGCAAAGCCACAAGGAACAUAUAAGGUGUUACCCUUCAGCACAGGUUGCCUUUUCAUUGAUGAAUAUUGUUCAGCAGUUUAUUCCCAUGAAGUUCAUGAUGACACCAAGUUUCACAGCAGGCAUAAGGAACAGCAAGCAGGAAGAUACAAUAUGAAACACACCUCAGACAUAAUCUGCGAGGUGAUGGAUCCUGAAGGAAACCUAUUCAAG
Alligator sinensis (Chinese alligator) is the source of this 4995-nucleotide messenger RNA. Its product is annotated as sperm-associated antigen 17-like. Gene Ontology annotation, biological process: epithelial cilium movement involved in extracellular fluid movement; axonemal central apparatus assembly. The annotation marks the transcript as partial. Gene Ontology annotation, cellular component: axonemal central apparatus. NCBI's taxonomy places the organism in Eukaryota, Metazoa, Chordata, Crocodylia, Alligatoridae. The record is from RefSeq and is a predicted model, not a curated record. The transcript is spliced from 33 exons.